Messenger RNA from Bradysia coprophila, 2060 nucleotides. It is a transcript of the gene b6, whose product is annotated as pentraxin-related protein b6. The record is from RefSeq and is a predicted model, not a curated record. NCBI's taxonomy places the organism in Eukaryota, Metazoa, Arthropoda, Insecta, Diptera, Sciaridae.
UAGCAGCAUUUGCGAACAGUUCUCAGUUGUGAUCAAGAUUUCGAGAAUAACGGACGCGCGUGUGCUCAAAUUAUCGGUAGCGGCUCUCGGAAUAUAAUUCUUUUUUUUCGUUUAAUUCAAUUAAAAAUAAUUCAGAAGUUAUGGUGUUAAUGAAUUAUUAAUUUAUGAACUGAAUCAGUGCCAAUAAAAAAUUAAUAGACGAACGACCAAGUCAAAUUAACCAGAAAAAAUGCUAAAAUUUACACUUUCAAUAAUUGUAUUAGCAAGUGGUGUGCUAAGUUGGAAACCAAUUGUUUCACCGUCAUCCUUCAGUAUAUCACAACAUCAUCCAGCGCUGGGACAGUCGCAUAAUACUCUUUCGGACGGCGCUGAUACCAGCGCAGAGAGUACGGUUACUUAUCAUGGAAAUUCAUUUUUGAAUCAUCACGCACCUGGUCAUGCAUUGAUAGGCAGUGAUGAAGAUACUGAAGCUAGAGUUGUACAUAGUGGAGGUGCAGGCUAUCACUAUGGACCGAAAUAUUUGUCUGGAUUGUUACCGUCAACUGCCGAACAACAUUGCAGUGUGGAUAAAUUUGCAGUAGAACACGAGGGAACAGUGCAAUACGAGCAAUCCUUACCCAAAAUGGAUCAAUUUACCAUAUGUACCUGGAUGAGGUUUACCAAUCACAGUGGUGACCAUGUUCUGUUCACAUAUUCAGUCGAUCAUGAACCGAGAGAAAUCCAAUUUUGGAUAGCUAAUUCGAAAGGUGCCAGUUUCUUCUCGUUAGCAGUCCAUGGCCAAAGUUUAUUCAGACUGAACUAUCCCGUUCGGAUGAGAAAGUGGCACCACGCAUGCGCAUCAUGGAACGGUAAAACUGGAGAAUGGCAAUUGUGGGUCAAGGCAGAACGUGUCGGCAGAGGUUUCCACAAUCGAAUUGUCGGAGAGACUAUUAAACCUAACGGAAUACUGUUCUCCGGAGGUCCAUCCAUCACCGGGCCAGUAGCUGAUGAUCUUCACAUGGAAAUAACAAUGCUGCAGAUUUAUAAGGUGGCAUUAAGUGCUGGCAAAGCUCACCGUGACCACAAACAUCACCACGUUCAUCACUUUGAUCAUGAAGGACCUGCAACAAGUACAACUACUCUACCACCACCAACAGUGCAUCCCAAUUUGCAAGCGAUGAAUCCACUACUGGCUAACGGUCAAAUUACAACUAGACUUCGAAUCAAUUUGGCUGGUGCUCAACCACCAAACACAGUUCCUGUUCAGGGUGUUCCAUCGCAAAUUUUCGGCGGAGCUGUACCAGCAGCCCAACAUGCCACCAUUGGAACACAGUUCGUCAGUGGACAAUUUAGUCCAGCUGCACGGUACACAACGCAACAAUUGCUUGGAUCACAAUACCAGACCGCACCGGCACAACAGAGCAUAGUUUUCCCAAGUUCCGCUGCAUCAGCUCCAACAUCGUAUGCACAGAUUAGUGACCCGAGUGACGAUCAGUAUCUCGACACUGAUGUCUCGCAUGGGCUGUUCAAACGUAGCAGUGAAAGUGACAAAAUUGUAAAGAAACGCGAAACGGCGUCCAAUAAAAAACUCGAUAAAAGGGCGUUGGUUACACUCACCGACGGAUCGGUCAUUGACGAUCGCGUUAUCGCAUCGAAUCCGUUCGAUUUUGAUGGACUUGCACAAUUCGGCGCACCGGCAUUCCAAGAACAUUUAAACAAAAUGAUGGACAUCGAAGAUGAGAUAAAGGAACACGAUCGAGAACCGGCCGAGGGAGAAGUACAAGCCGUUUUGGAUUUGUGUUCGGCGUGUGACGUAGAGCCGUUCGAGGGGGCUAUAGUAUUGUCAUGGAAAGAUGUUAAAGUAACAACAGAGCAUGCACUUAGUGCGAAAAGUUUGGGUGGUUGCGGACAGUUUUAGUGUGUCGGCGACAGCGGUUAAUCUUAAGUACGUUUAGUAAUUUAUAUUUUAAACACCGAGGGCAUUUGAUGCUCGUUGUGUAAGCAUUGUCGCCAUAGAGAUGUUUGUCAGAAUGGAGAAUUGUUGAAAAUAUUUUUUUGUAUUAAAAAUGCAUUACAAAGAA